Molecule: messenger RNA, 408 nt
Organism: Saccostrea cuccullata (small rock oyster)
Lineage: Eukaryota; Metazoa; Mollusca; Bivalvia; Ostreida; Ostreidae
Product: ficolin-1-like
Exons: 2
Source: RefSeq, a predicted model, not a curated record
AUUGGAAAUAUUUUUAAAGGAAAUGACGCAAUCUAUGAGCUGACAAAGAACAAGGACCAGGAACUCCGGGUUGAGCUACAAGAUUUUGAUGGCGAUGAAGCAUACGCUCAGUACUCUACAUUUUAUGUCGGUGAUGAAAGUAGUAAAUACAAACUCACUGUUUCUGGAUAUUCAGGAACAGCAGGUGACAGUUUGAAUUAUAGCAAUAAUUUAAGAUUCAGCACUAAAGAUCAGGAUAAUGACGGGGAGAGUAGGAACUGUCCUUCAUUUUAUCAUGGAGCCUGGUGGUAUCUGAAUUGUGCCUGGUCGAACCUAAACGCAGAAUACGCCCGUUCUGCUGUGACUGGUGAUAAAUACAUGCAUUGGUAUCACUGGAAGCAAAUAACAGAAGCACUAAAAACACUGUGA